Molecule: messenger RNA, 4242 nt
Organism: Saccharomycodes ludwigii
Lineage: Eukaryota; Fungi; Ascomycota; Saccharomycetes; Saccharomycodales; Saccharomycodaceae
Exons: 1
Coding region: 1-4242 (1413 amino acids)
Biological process (GO): copper ion homeostasis; monoatomic cation transport
Cellular component (GO): membrane
Molecular function (GO): copper ion binding; ATP binding; ATP hydrolysis activity
Source: RefSeq, a predicted model, not a curated record
AUGGCAAAAAAUAAUUUGCCAUCCUCCCAAUUAGUUGAACUAAAAAUACAUAUCUCAAAUAUCCAUUGUGAUAAAUGUAAAACAGCUAUCUUAACCAAAUUAAAAGAAAAUCAUAAUAUUAAAAGUUACAUCGUUCCUACAUCGUUUACAACUAAAAAUGCCACUAACACCCAUAAAUUGAAAAAUAUUAUUAGAAAUGGUAGAUUAAUUCCAAACUUGUCUUAUCCUUCCCAUUUUUUAAAACAUUGCACUGGAGGCAAGUCUAUCAAGGCUAAUACCAGUGUUCUCCCAUUUAUUUACUCGAUUGAUAUUGUUGAAGAUGACUGGUUGAGUAUAAUUGGAAUGGCAAAUCCUGUUUUCUUACAAAAUGAUAAUUUUGUUUUUGAAAUCGUCGAGAUACUAAGGGAAAUUGGAUAUAUUCCAGAUAACAUUUCUAUGGUACCUUAUGGUCCUGAUAAUGGAACUGUAGGCACAAAUAAAGAGGCUAAAAAUAACAAAAAUAGUAAGACCAAGACAAACAAAAAUUUCGAAUUAUUUAAUGAAAAAACUUUUGAAAUACCAUCGUCACCAAAAGCUGAUGAAAACGACAGCGAUACUAACAGCGAUAUUGUUAAAAGCCAUUAUAAAUUUUGUAAAGUCUGUCAAGAUACAAUGUUGCCUGUUAUGGAUAAUGUUAACACUGGUGUUGAAUCCUAUCAACAAAAGACUCAAAUGACACAUUACAAAUUGAAAUUUUCUAUCCAGGGGAUGACCUGUUCUAAUUGCUCUAAAUCUAUAGCCAGUGCGCUAUCUGAAAUGUUUACUGACAAAUACGGAAAUACUCAUAGUUACGAACUGGACAAAAAAGUUAAAUUAUUGGCAAUGAAUAUUAACAGUGUCAAUAAUUUGGCUGAAAUUGAAAUUGAAACCAAUUUUGGCCUUCAAAAUGCUGAUAGCAACAGAAACAAUGAGAUUAUUCAAAACAUUGAAACUGUUGUUGAAGAUUUAGGUUAUCAAGGUCAAUUAAUGCAAAUAUAUGAUUGCGGUACUGCGGAACCAAAGGGUAAUAUCGCAGAUGGUUCCAAUCCCAUUGACCAAUAUAGACUUGUUGCCGCUAUUGGUGGCAUUACUUGUGCAGCAUGUGCAGCAACAAUAACUAAUGUUUGUGCUGAGUUAGAUUUCAUUAAGGAUAUUUCUGUUAACAUUGUUUCCAAAACAGGAACAUUUAUAUUGAGAUUUGCCGCUGAUGAACAAGCUGAAAAAUUAAAAGUUUUACAGGAGACAAUCGAAGAUUGUGGGUUUGAUUUUGAAAUCUUAACACCAGUCACAAAAAUUAAGAAGAGUACAAUAGCUGCCACUACUGACACCAUUGGUAGCAAAGUUUCUGUGCCACGUAGAACUUUUGAAAUUGAAAUUUCAGGUAUUUAUUGCUCAAAUUGUCCCAUCAGGAUAAUGAAUGUUUUGAAAACACCUGAAUAUCAAAUAAACAUAUUAGAGUCGGAUUUACAAACUUCUACAUAUUCCAAGAAAUGUAAAAUUAAAUUUGAUUACCAGCCACAAAAUAUAGAUGGAGCUAAAAAUAAUGUUACCAUUAGAACAAUAAUAUUGGAUAAACUAUCCAAGGAACUACAGCUAAACGUCAAAGUUGUAGAAAAUGAAUCCAUUGAAGAACAUUUGAAUAGGUUAGCAAAAUUGGAAACUUAUAAUAUUGGUGUUUACUUAUUAAUCACUUUUUCUAUUGUUAUUCCAACGUUCAUUUUUGGCGUUGUUGGGAUGUCGUUGUUGGCUAAGACGAAUCCGUUUUACAAAUGGUUAGAAGAGACAUUGCCACAUACUAACACAAGUAGAGUUAUAUGGAUUUUAUUUAUAUUGAGUACUCCUGUCUACUUUUACAUUGAUAAAAUAUUUCACAUGAAAGCAAUUAAAGAGAUUUUGAUGAUUUGGAAAUUCGGUGGGAGUAGCACUUGGAGUAAAAAGUUUUUCAAAUUUGGCAGUAUGAACUUACUAAUGAGCCUUGGUACCUCUGUUUCAUAUAUUGCAAGUUUAGGUUUAUUGAUAGCAAACAAUGUAACAAAAAAAAAUGAUGCUGCUAGUAAUAAAAGUUCCAUGGAUACAUAUUAUUUUGACUCUGUUGUUUUUUUGACAUUUUUUUUAUUAAUCGGUAGAUUAUUAGAAAGUUUUAGUAAAUGCAAAGCGGCAAGCUCAAUAAAUGAGCUUUCCAAAUUUAAAUCAGAUUCAGCGCUAUUAAAAUCAACUAUGGAAGAAAUUAAUCCAUUGUAUUUAGAAAUUGGAGAUAAAAUCAUAGUUAAAAAUGGUGAAUCUCCACCAUUAGAUUGUAAGUUGUUGUCAUAUGAUUAUACGGAUAAAAACAACAAAGGGGCUACUGCUACUAGUGAUGCCAAUAAUUCCUCUAAUUCCAUAAAUAUUACUGACAACGAUGCCAAUAAUGUUGAAUUCGAUGAAAGCUGUCUAACAGGAGAAUCUACGCCAAUAAUUCAUAUCCCGGGUGAUGUAAUAUAUGCAGGUACCAUAAACAUCAGCGGUAAGCCUAUUAUAUUAACACCUAUAACAACUAUAGAAAAAAAUGAUUCGCUACUAGAUCAAAUAAUCUCGAGCGUUAGGGACGGACAAAUGAAUUCUCCUAAAAUAGUACAAACUGCAGACAAAAUCACAAGUAUAUUUGUUCCUCUCAUUAUUCUGUUGGCCAUUUUAACCUGGAUUAUUUGGAUACUUAUCACUAAGAUUAAUAAAAAUUUUAUAAUAAACAGCAGUACAAGUUCUGAUUCUGAUAUUUCUACCGGUAAUGCUAUAGUCUGGUCAUUAAAUUUUGCAAUUAGUGUUUUUGUAAUUGCUUGUCCCUGUGGUAUUGGAUUAGCUGCUCCGACUGCAAUGUUUGUUGGAAGCGGUAUUGCCGCAAAAAAUGGUAUCUUAGUCAAAGGUGGCGGCCAUGCUUUUCAACAAGGUAGUAAGAUCAACGUUGUCUGUUUUGAUAAAACAGGCACCUUAACUUUGGGUGGGGGUAAAAAUUUCCAAGUUACCAACUAUUGUAUUGAUCCAAAAUAUGAAGAUGAAGUCACUGGUGGUAGCCGCGAAAUUGGUGUCAAGGACAUUUGGGGAAUGAUUGAUAAGCUAGAAUCCAAUUCUACGCAUCCAUUGAGUAUUGCGAUUAGAAAUUUUUUGGAGCAAAAGUUGGAAAUGGUACAACAAAAGGAUAGCGAUGGAGAAAUGAAUCCCAAUUAUGAAUUGCUUGAUAGCCAGGAAAUCCCAGGGUGUGGUUUGAUGGGUGUAUUUAAAAAUAAUAGACUUAAAAGUGGUGACACCGGCAAUAAUAAAUUUACGUUGUUGAUUGGGAACGAAAAGUUUAUGCACAAGCAGAAAGAGCCCGGGCAAAUUACGAUAAUUAGUGAAAAGCACCAAAAGAUGUUGGAAACUUGGAAAACUCAAGGUAAAAGUAUAGUAGUGGUAUCAAUGUUGCAGCAAAUGAAAGGUGCCAAUUUUAUUACUCCUAUACUUUACUUUAGUAUAAGAGACACAAUUAGACCAGAGGCCAAGUAUAUAAUCAAUCGAUUACAAAAUAACUUUAAAAUUGAAACAUGGCUAAUAUCCGGUGAUAAUGAAGUAACCACAAAAGCAAUAGCAAAAGAGGUGGGUAUCCCCGUUGAAAAUGUCAUAGCCGGUGUUUUGCCCGAAGAAAAGGCCAAAGCAAUAGAAAGUAUAAGGAAUGGGAGUAUUUAUACCAAGAAAAGUGCAAAUAUUGCAAAGCCCGUAAUCUGUAUGGUCGGUGAUGGUAUAAAUGAUGCGCCAGCAUUGUCUAUAGCUGAUGUUGGUGUGGCAAUGGCAACAGGUUCAGAUCUAGCAAUGACCUCAAGUGAUUUUGUAUUAUUAUCCACAGAUACGAAUAGUUCUCGUAAUGGAAGUAACGGUAAUAUGCUAUAUUCCUUAUUGACUUUAAUUGAACUUUCAAGAAAGGUAUUCAAUAGGGUUAAAUUUAAUUUUUGUUGGGCAUUAGUGUAUAAUAUGAUCGGUAUUCCUAUUGCUGCAGGAGUUUUGUUUCCAUAUAAAAAAACUCGACUUUCACCCGUUUGGGCUAGCUGUUGUAUGGCAUUAUCUUCUGUUUCCGUUGUUUUAAGCAGUCUAUUAUUGAAGCUGUAUAAACCUAGACGCAAGAAGAUUAUUAGUAAUAAGUUCAAGCGCAGCACCGAGGAUAAUGAACCUAAUGUUGAUGAUAUUGAAAUGUUUGAACCAGAAAAGGAAGCGUUUUAA